Messenger RNA from Silurus meridionalis, 1759 nucleotides. RefSeq names its product cortexin-2. The record is from RefSeq and is a predicted model, not a curated record. The transcript is spliced from 2 exons. Bases 292 to 525 code for a protein of 77 amino acids. Lineage: Eukaryota; Metazoa; Chordata; Actinopteri; Siluriformes; Siluridae.
CAAAAGCCAGGAAUGCAAGCAAGGACCAGAAGCUAUUAUUUUGAUUUCUGAUCGAAUUGAGGGAAGGCAUUACAAAAAAAAGUUGAGAAAAGGUACGGCUUUAGGGAAGGUAUCACAAUGGACGUAAAGACUUUCUCAGUUUAUUUUUGCUGUCCAUCUGCUUGUCUCUGAUGGAUCUUUUUUAGCUGCUCUUCCACAACAGGAAACUUGUUGAAUCUGAGGCUGGUCGUGAUGGCUACAUGCCACUGAGGCCGUGGUGAUAGAGACUUGUGAGUUACAGAGAAGCUGAGGAUGGCAGAGCACCUCCACAGCAGCACGCUGUCUGCGUCAGGGGCCACUCAGCCCAUCCCUUUCCUCACCCUUGAGCAAAAGGCUGCCUUUGUGUUUGUGCUGCUCCUCUUCAUUUUCCUGGGCCUGCUGAUCGUGCGCUGUUUCCGCAUUCUGCUGGACCCUUACAGCAGCAUGCCUUCUUCCACAUGGACAGACUACAUGGAAAAAGACACAUUUGACUAUCGCAUCGCCUGAGGGACUGCUUGGGCUUGGCCGGUCAUGACGCCACAUGAUGGCUACCUCACAGUCUCCAAAACAGAGUCGAAUAACGCCUCUAUGCUGGUGGUGUGGUGGCAUGAUGUCUGAUUUUUGAAAAAACAAAACACGUGUUCUACUAUACAUUUCUUCCAUUUGCACUUAUGGAAUAAUUUGCUGCCAGCACAAUACCUCACCUCACCUCAAUUUCACCACACCUGAUAAGUGAUGUCACAUCCAGGUUUCCUGAGAAUUAUUAGCGAUGACAUACCCGAAGCUAAAACUAGCCAAUUACCUAUCAUAAACAGUUUAUCUUAUGUUGAUGCAGUGUUUAUUAUUAUUUUUACAAUGAGGGUAAAUCCUUUACUAAACUUAUCACUCCACUACCUUUAUAGAACUUAAAGUGCUUUGGUUUAGAGAUUGUAAAAAUCUUCUGAGCUCUUCGUUGAGAAAGUCCUGAGCUUUUGGCCUUAUGAUUCAGUGUGUUUACAGAGCUGCCGGGGAAAAAAAAAUCCUGGCCUCAUUGUUAUUAAGCUAAAUGUCAAUCAAUGUAAUGACCAAGCAGCCUUCUUAGGCAUCUGGAUGAGAGCUUUGACAAGUUCCUCCUUUCUCUCUUACUCUCUUUCUGUCUUUUUCUCUCUGCAGUGUGCUUUAAUAGGGUGUGUCUGAUGUGGUGCAUAUUGUUCAACGGUAUUUUCCUAAUCACAGAAAUGAACUGUUCAUUCAAAUGGUGUGAAUUCACUGUUGUGCACAAGCAUCAGUGCAUUAUUGAUUUCGCAAAUGCUCUGGUGCAAAGCUGUGAUUAGCUUAACUACAUGUUUUUAAAAGAGAUCCAGCUCACAUAAACAAGAAAUGUGUCUACGAUGUGCAAACGAUAUGAAUUGCCAUUUCAGUGCCUGUUUUUAUUUAAUUUUACUACCUGCUAUUGAUUUAUAGUCUGUAUAGUUGAGACUGCUCUGUUUGAAACUGUCACUGGAGGCAGUUAUUGCCACAGCACAUUAAGCUCUAGUGUCAGGAAUUACAGUAGUCAUUACAAUGCACAUUGAGAGUGUGUGUGCAUGUGCGAGUGUGUGUGUGUGUGUGUGUGUGUGUGUGUGUGUGUGUUUGAUAUAUUAGGUACUUGAUACUAAGACUCUUCAGAAAGACCAUGUGCCAUGUGGUUUACAAGUAGGUCUUGCAUUUGAUGUGCUUUUUAUAUUUGUUUCCAAAUAAAGAUAAAUGUAUUUCUCCCAAA